Messenger RNA from Solanum stenotomum, 2018 nucleotides. Its product is annotated as U11/U12 small nuclear ribonucleoprotein 65 kDa protein. The coding region runs from base 90 to 1448 and encodes 452 amino acids. Gene Ontology annotation, molecular function: pre-mRNA intronic binding; U12 snRNA binding. Gene Ontology annotation, cellular component: U12-type spliceosomal complex. Lineage: Eukaryota; Viridiplantae; Streptophyta; Magnoliopsida; Solanales; Solanaceae. The transcript has 13 exons. Gene Ontology annotation, biological process: mRNA splicing, via spliceosome. The record is from RefSeq and is a predicted model, not a curated record.
CUGAGCGCUCUCCGGUCUCGCUACACACAGGUGCGCAUCUGGAAGUCUUGUGAUCUGUCAAGCAAAAUUAUACAGUACAAGGAACUAUAAUGGAUUACAUGACUGGAAAUCCUGUUCCUCAGCCUGCUUAUCAUUGGUCGAUGGAGGAAGUUAAAGAGUCUACCCUCUUGAUUCGGCAUCUUCCAGAAGCAAUUCCUCAUGAAACCCUUUCAAGAUUGCUUUCCAAUUAUGGGGCAACUUCUAUCCGUCCUUGUACUAGUGGCAGAAUGAGGAAUUGUGCUUUCGUGGAUUUCAAGGAUGAAGGUCUGGCACACCAAGCACAGCAACAUUUGAAUGGGGUACGGUUUCUUGGAAAAACCCUAGCGGUGGAACGAGCGACUAGAAGCACAGAUAGACAAAGGGAACAUCGGAUUGGAGAUGGCUCCGUCUCUUUGAUAAAAGAUGCUGCUGCUGCUAAAGAAUUUGGUGGAGUAUCUAGGGAAAGUCCUUACCCUGGCAGCGAACCCAUUGCUAAAAGACUUGGGAUAGAUUAUCCAUUUCCUCCUCACCUCGAAUAUGUUUACCCUCCACCUGAUGGACAUAUACUUACAAAUAUUGUAAAUGCUCUUAUUGCUGUUCCUCGGUUCUACACUCAGGUCUUGCACUUGAUGAACAAGAUGAAUAUUCCAGCACCAUUUCGUAUGGCUUUGCCAACUCCACCUCUACCAACCUCUCUGUCUGUUCCUCCGCCACCCCCUCCUCCACCUCCUCCAACAGUCUCUAAGAGUAGAAUGGAAGAUCUAUCAAGCAGUGAAUCAGAAAUGGAGUCUUCAGAUGAGGAAGCUACAAAUGUUGGUGGGCCUAAAAAGAAGCGUAUUAGACAUGAAGCUAUCUUGGGCCCUGCAGUUGACAAGGAUGUUGCCCAUGAGGCUGUUGGAUUAAGAGCUGCUGCCUUGGUUCCUAAAGAAAUGCCAGUAGUUAAGAAGAAGAACCCAAUAAUUCAGAUUAAAGUAGCAUCUAAACAGGUACAGAAUGCAGAGAAGGGUGAUGCAAGUGCACUGUCAUUGACAGUGGAAGAAAAAGAGAAUGAUCAUAAACCUUUUACGACCCUUGAAGAAUUAAAAAGUGGAAGAUUGCCCCCAGAAGAGAUACUGUCGCUUCCUAUGUUUAAGAAUUAUUGUGCUGGAAAUCCUUCUCAGAUCUUAUACUUGAAGAACUUAGCAAAAGAAGUAAUUGUUGAUGAUAUUUACUUCAUAUUUGGAUCCUUAUUUGUAAGCAUUGAUGAAGCUAAAUCCAGUCUUGCAGUGAAGUUAAUGCAGGAAGGGAGAAUGCGCGGACAAGCUUUUGUUACAUUUCCCUCCGUUGAACUUGCUCAAAAUGCCCUGAAUCUGGUGAACGGGUAUGUGUUUAAAGGCAAGCCUAUCGUCAUUCAGUUUGGUCGUGAUCCUGCUAAAGCAAAAACAAGCUAGAGAGGAUUCUUGCAACAAGGGUAGUUUAAGCCCUCAGCUCAACAUUCUACGUCAGUACAGUGAUCCCAUGUUUUGGGCGAUGAUGUUGGUAAAGAUCAUUUGAGUUAUGAGAUUGAUGGUGCCCAGGUAAUAUUAGAGGAGUCAAGCCAACAAAGAUGCUGCUGGGGGGAAGGAAGGAAAGAAGGGCUUCUAUUCUGGACUAGAGAAGGUCAAAAUUUGGGUGGGCUGUGAGGUUUUACCUUUGCAAUGGUUCACCAGAUGUCUGGAGCCAAAAUGCACAGAAGUUAUCAUGAUUUCUUCAGUGAAGCACAAUUGGUCAGCUGGAACCCGAUGAUUGUUAGUUCAUUGUUUAUAGUAUAUCUCUGGACAGUGUUGUUUCAUUGGCAAUUCACUGAAAUAGGUGAGAGGAUUCUUUGCUGUUUCAUUAGUAGUGACUGCCGGUUCAUUGCAAAUUUAGACUCCAGGAGUAAACAGUGGCAUGUUGACUAUGAACUCGUAUUUCACUAUGCAGAAUCAUUUUUGCCAUGUAAAGUAGCCUAGAUGUCUGCUUAAUUGUCAUUGUAUACGUUU